CCACCUGGACCCACAGGGGAGGCAGUGCAUAAAGCCUCCUGUGUUUGAGGCUGGGCCGCUGAGAGGCUGAGUGGAGUUCACUCACAUGGGUUGAGGCCCAGUUCCUGGGAGAAGAGAUGCUGGGCAGGAAGGUGUCUGCAUGUGGGACUCUGUACAGCCCGGUCCUCUCCCAAGUCUGGGAGGGGCCAGAGUCAGACAACUGCUGGGUUGGUCCCUAAGAGAGGUCAUCUGACUGGCUGUUCAGCCUAGGCUGCAUCCCCGCCCCCUUUCCUCUACCAGGCCACACCAGAGCCGGUGCUCACACAGGCGAGCUACCAGGCCACAAGGACGACACCCACCCCACCUCUGCACCUCUGAGCAUCCAUGUACUUGCGAGAACCCUUGCUCACAUCAGCUAAGAGAUUGCACCUGCUGACCUAGAGAUUCCCACCUGUGGCUCCUAGGGUGAGAGGCAGCCCAGCCGAGCAGGGCAGCCAGCAGUAGCACCAUGUCUGCGAGUGGUGGGAAGAUGGGACCGUCCCUCACCCAGGAGAUCCUCAGCCACCUGGGCCUGGCCAGCAAGACUGCAGCGUGGGGGACCCUGGGCACCCUCAGGACCUUCCUGAACUUCAGCGUGGACAAGGAUGCGCAGAGGCUACUGAGGGCCAUUACUGGCCAAGGCGUGGACCGCAGUGCCAUUGUGGAUGUGCUGACCAACCGGAGCAGAGAGCAAAGGCAGCUCAUCUCACGUGCCUUCCAGGAGCGCACCCAACAGGACCUGCUGAAGUCCCUACGGGCAGCCCUUUCCGGCAACCUGGAGAGGAUCGUGAUGGCUCUGCUGCAGCCCGCAGCCCGGUUUGACGCCCAGGAAUUGAGGACAGCCCUGAAGGCCUCAGAUUCUGCGGUGGAUGUGGCCAUUGAAAUUCUUGCCACUCGAACCCCACCCCGGCUGCAGGAGUGCCUGGCAGUCUACAAACACGAUUUCCAGGUGGAGGCUGUGGAUGACAUCACGUCUGAGACCAAUGGCAUCUUGCAGGACCUGCUCCUGGCCCUGGUCAAGGGGGGCCGUGACAGCUACUCUGGAAUCAUUGACUAUAAUCUGGCAGAACAAGAUGUCCGGGCACUACAGCGGGCAGAAGGACCUAGCACAGAGGAGACAUGGGUCCCACUCCUCACCCAGCGAAAUCCUGAACACCUCAUCCGAGUGUUUGAUCAGUACCAGCGGAGCACUGGGCAAGAGCUGGAGGAGGCUGUCCAGAACCGUUUCCAUGGAGAUGCCCAGGCGGCUCUGCUCGGCCUAGCUUCAGUGAUCAAGAACACACCGCUGUACUUUGCUGACAAACUUCACCAAGCCCUCCAGGAAACUGAGCCCAAUUACCAAGUCCUGAUUCGCAUCCUUAUCUCUCGAUGUGAGACCGACCUUCUGAGUAUCAGAGCUGAGUUCAAGAAGAAAUUUGGGAAGUCCCUCUACUCUUCUCUCCAGGAUGCAGUGAAAGGGGAUUGCCAGUCAGCCCUCCUGGCCUUGUGCAGGGCUGAAGACAUGUGAGACUUCCCUGCCCCACCCCACAUGACAUCCAAGGAUCUGAGAUUUCCGUGUUUGGCUGAACGUGGGAGACCAGCUGGGCCUCCAAGUAGGAUAACCCCUCACUGAGCACCAUAUGCUGUAGCUUCUUGAGGUUGAAACUGUUUCUUUAAAAUCCUUUAAUUUUCCUCAUCUCAAAAUUAUAUCUGUACCUGGGUCAUCCAGCUCCUUCUUGGGUGUGGGGAAAUGAGUUUUCUUUGAUAGUUUCUGCCUCACUCAUCCCUCCUGUACCCUGGCCAGAACAUCUCACUGAUACUUGAAUUCUUUUGGCAAACUUCA
Cercocebus atys (sooty mangabey) is the source of this 1840-nucleotide messenger RNA. RefSeq names its product annexin A9 (gene ANXA9). Gene Ontology annotation, cellular component: cytoplasm. Gene Ontology annotation, molecular function: calcium ion binding; calcium-dependent phospholipid binding. The transcript is spliced from 14 exons. Lineage: Eukaryota; Metazoa; Chordata; Mammalia; Primates; Cercopithecidae. The record is from RefSeq and is a predicted model, not a curated record. The coding region runs from base 488 to 1525 and encodes 345 amino acids.